AUGGGUCGGACACGACUCGACAGCGCUUAUAGUAGCCUGGAUGUUGGUGUCUGUGCUGGAAUUUCUGCGAACCUAUCAGUAGCCUCACUGCAGAAGAGGAAAAAAAAAAAAGGGAGCCUUCAGGAGGUUGAGCUCUGGUUACAACAGUUUUUUAGAAUAAAGGAGACAUAUCAAAGCAAGUUUUUUUCUAUUUCAGAAAAAGCUGGCUGGAGAAGACUUUUGAUUUGUUUCAACCCCAGUGAAUACUACCUUUUGUUUUUAGGACUGAGGCUACUCUUAGGUUUCCUUGACAAACCUGAGGUCAAAGUUGGAGUGGAAGUGUUUCUUCAAGAGUCUGAUCCAUUGUGUAAUGGAGAUUAUAGAAGUGAUUGGACCCAGGCUGUUCGGUGGGAGAUGGUCCAGCGAAGAAGCUCCUUGAAAGCUUGUCUUGUCUUUUGGAAUCUUUCCUUCUAUAGGAAUGCAGCCCACAGAAUGAAAGAAACUGGAAAGAAAACCCUUGUCAACCUGUCUCUACAAACCAUCUUCAGUAACCCUAUUCUUCCACAUGGCUAUUUGGUAGGCCUGAGGUCCUACCCCUCAGGGAAAUUUUGGCUGAACUUUAUUGUAACCCUAUAAAAUUGGAAGAAAA
Messenger RNA from Ornithorhynchus anatinus (platypus), 628 nucleotides. RefSeq lists its product as uncharacterized. The transcript is spliced from 4 exons. The coding region runs from base 1 to 615 and encodes 204 amino acids. The record is from RefSeq and is a predicted model, not a curated record. NCBI's taxonomy places the organism in Eukaryota, Metazoa, Chordata, Mammalia, Monotremata, Ornithorhynchidae.